Molecule: messenger RNA, 1292 nt
Organism: Amphimedon queenslandica
Lineage: Eukaryota; Metazoa; Porifera; Demospongiae; Haplosclerida; Niphatidae
Product: spermatogenesis-associated protein 17-like
Exons: 13
Coding region: 39-1142 (367 amino acids)
Biological process (GO): spindle organization; mitotic cell cycle; establishment of meiotic spindle localization
Cellular component (GO): spindle pole
Molecular function (GO): calmodulin binding
Source: RefSeq, a predicted model, not a curated record
GAAGGCGUUACAGAUGUUACUAUAGCAACCGAAACAAGAUGGCUGCGUUCUUGGAACUGUGGAACAAGAGACAGCAGUUAGUUGAGGCCGUCUGUGAGGCUUGUAGAGAAGCUGAAGAUUGGAGAGAGAAGGAAUAUAAUGCAGCCAUUAAGAUACAGAGCUGGUUUAGAGGCUGUCGUGUCAGAGCAUAUCUUAGGUAUCUGAAUGAGUGUGCAGUAAUAAUACAAAAGACAUACAGGGGACAUUAUGGAAGACGUCAAUACAGAGAAUACCUUAAGGAGUACUAUGAUGAGCUCCAGCAUCAAUUUUAUAGUCACAUGGCAACAAUUAUACAAUCAGCUUGGAGAGGUUAUUAUACAAGAAAGUAUUUAUUCAAUUAUUAUGCUCAAAAGACUUAUCUUGCUGAACUGAAGAAAAAGAAUGAAGAAACAAGGCUGAUUUUACAAGAACAUAAGCAAAAGGAAAUAGAUAGGCAGCUCAAAAGAGAAAAAGAACUUCAAGAGAUUAUGAUUAGAAAAAAGGCUCUGCAGUACCACUACAUGUUGAGUACAGAAUCAUCUCCUGGUGUUUUCAAACAGCGUGAUACUGAAUCUGUAGAUCAGCUUGAAGCACAGAUGAGGUCCAUUCAUUAUCACAAUAACAGUACUGCCUCAAGUCUCACAGCAAGUAGAAGAAGACUGAGACAGAAACACACCAGCCAGCCUAAAAGAUACUGGUCAAAGGAUGAGUCGAGUGGAUCAUUGCCAGCUAUUGAUCUAACUGCUGCUGAUGGUGACUGUAGACUAAGGCACACACUUCCACCUAUAAAUAAGCCUCAGGGUCCAUUCAAGUUACCUAAAGAUGUUUGGCAGAAGAGGCACAGUGUUCUCAAGCCAACUCUACGAACCAGUACAUCUUACUCUUCUGUUGAGCAGGCUAGGUUAGAAUUACAGGACAAAGAAGACCAAAUGAUAGUAGUCAAUGAAAAGUUCCUUCCAUUCACAAAGUCUACAUUUCAAUAUCGUCAUCCUGUUAUGGCAUCUCAGACCUCAUACAUUAGGUUAGCAUAUGGUAAUGAAUACUUUAGAGAGAAGACUCAGGAGCUCAAUAAACAGCGUUUCCAGAGUGUAGUGCCAGGCAUAGCUCUCUUUGAUCAAAUUUAAAACUGUACAGAGUCAAACUUUUCACACACAUUCUCUCACCUUUAAUUAUACAAUAACAGUAAUAGUAAUAACAAUAAUAAUAAAUAAUGAUUAUUAUCAUAAAAAAAUGCAAAAAUUAAUACUAAAGAUUAUUUUCCUAACAUCACAUAA